GAAGUCUGAGUGAAAUGAGGUAACAUUGUAACAGAUCACAGCCCAGCUGCAGCAGACACAGCCCUCUGACCCAUUCACUGAGAGCACCAGAAGUUGUACAGCUCAGAGCAGACAGUCUGAAGAGAGAGACUCGUACAAGGCAGCAUGGAUCUGGAAAAUAAAGUAAAAAAGAUGACGUUAGGCCAUGAGGCUGGAUCUGGAGCUCCGUGCUUAAAAUGCAAGGAUAAAUGUGAAGGAUUUGAACUGCAUUUUUGGAGAAAAAUAUGCAGAAAUUGCAAAUGUGGCGAGGAGGAGCAUGAUGUUGCUUCUAAUAACGAAGAUGAUCGUAAAGUAGGGAAACUGUUUGAGGAUACAAAAUAUACUGCGUUAAUAGCAAAGCUGAAAACGGAUGGAAUUCCCACUUAUAAACGAAAUGUAAUGAUUCUUACAAGCCCUAUUGCUGCCAAGAAAGAUGUAUCCAUCAAUACAGUGAGCUAUGAAUGGGCACCUCCAGUUCAAAAUCAGACGCUGGCUAGGCGUUACAUGGAGCUGAUUCCAAAAGACAAGCAGCCUGUGACUGGUUCAGAUGGAGCUCAGUACAGAAAGAAGCAGUUGGCCAAGCAGCUGCCAGCUCAUGAUCAAGAUCCUUCCAAAUGCCACGAACUGUCUCCAAAUGAGGUGAAACAGAUGGAGCAGUUUGUGAAGAAAUACAAAAAUGAUGUCCUUGGUGUGGGAGACAUCAAACUGCCCAAUGAAGUGGAGCAACAAGCUGGAGGAGCAAUUAAACCCGAUAGUGACCGGAGCACUCUGGCCACAGUGAGAGGUGGAGCAGCAGACAAGGGCGGGGCUCCAAAAGCAUCUUCCUAUUAUUGCUUCAAAUGUAAAGAGAACAUGAGAGAAGGUGACCCAGCGGUUUAUGCCGAGCGAGCUGGGUACGACAAACUUUGGCAUCCUGCUUGUUUUGUUUGUUUCAUCUGUAACGAACUUCUGGUGGACAUGAUCUAUUUCUGGAAGAAUGGAAAGCUGUACUGUGGCAGACAUUAUUGUGAUAGCGAGAAGCCUCGGUGUGCAGGCUGUGACGAGCUGAUCUUUAGUAAUGAAUACACACAAGCAGAAGGUCAGAACUGGCAUCUGAAGCAUUUCUGCUGCUUUGAUUGCGACUGUGUCCUGGCUGGCGAAAUCUAUGUGAUGGAGAAUGACAAGCCGAUCUGUAAGCCGUGUUACCUGAAGAACCAUGCUGCGUCAUGCCAAGGCUGUCACAAUGCCAUUGACCCUGAGGUCCAGCGCGUGAGUUACAAUGGAUUCCACUGGCACGCCUCAUCAGAUUGCUUCCUUUGCUCAUGUUGCAGCAAGUGUCUCAUCGGUCAGAAGUUCAUGCCUAUUGGAGGAAUGGUCUUCUGCUCUGUUGAGUGCAAGAAAAAAAUGGCUGCUUAAAGACAAUUUAGAAAAUAUUCUAUAUUUUUGAAUCCUUUUUGUAAAUCUAAGUGAAUAAAAAUAUUCAUUUUCUGCAAAAUUAUCUUUGCAAUAUCUAAUUUUGAAAACAAAGCAAAAAAAAAAAAUCGUAAAGGCUCACAUGCAUUAUUAUAAUUGUCUCAAUAAGCAAAACAUUUUUGGAAAAGGAAAAAUACUAUAUAUUACCAGGCUAAAGAUGCAUUUUCAGUGCCUACUACUUUGAAAACCGUUUUCAGCAUUGUGAUGUAUUAGACUUUUGGGAUCAAGCUUACUUGUUGGAUUUUUUUAUUUUUUUUUCCUAAUACAAAAUCUUAGGAAUUGAAUUUUGUCCACUAGAAUUUAUAGCACUUUAGGACAUUUUUAUCUUUGUUAUUUUUCCAAGUUCAUACAAAUUCUGUAUCUUUGGAUUAUUGUUUCUGUGAGUGUCACACUGAAAAAGAACCAUAGUGUUAUAGAGAUUAAAAACUCACACUCCAUAUUGUAUGUGUGUGGGUGCAUAAAUAUUAUAAUUCUUUAAAACAACAAACCACCCUUUGUAUGACCCCUGCUCCUUAAAGGGGAAUAUAUAAAUAAUCCUAUAGUCAAUCUGUACAUUAUCCCACAGCAAACCGGACCUACCAUUGUAUUGCACUGGAGCAUAUAUCACUUUUUUCAUCAGAUACCUACUUAAAAUAUGAAUACUCUCAUGUCAGUGCAGUUCUGGGCAGCUUUGAGACAUAGCAGGGAAUGAACAACACAGCAAGAAUAAUCAAAAGCAAGUUUUUUUUUUUCGUUUUUUUUUCUUCUUGGAAUUGUAUUCUGAUUUUUAAGUCCCUUUUAAUCAUACAUCCAAGGACAAUAAACAGAUUCUUCAUAGUUACAAAAAAUGGGUUCAGGAGAGGGACAUGCACAGAAUGAAAUUUGUGAAAGGACAUGUCCUGGUAACUACACAGUUGCGGCACAAGGAAAUGUUACCAGUGACAUCAGUGUGCACGGCACAAGAUUAAAGGGACAGUUUACUCAAAAAAUUUCUCCCCUUUAAUUUGUUCCCAAUGAUCCACUUUACCUGCUGGAGUGUAUUAAAUUGUUUACAAGUAGCUCCUUUACCCUUACAUUGGCAUUUGAAAUGGUUGAUUUAGCAUGUGGUAUCCCCACCUAUUCUGAAAGUUUGUGGCCGCGCGUACCAGCUAUAGAUAAGCUUUGUAAACACAGCCAGCAGAAGAAAUUACACUCCCAGUGUGAUAAAGCAGAGAGAAGGUAAUAAAAUGUUGAUUUUCCAUUGUUCUCUCAAAGUAUUGGUGAUUGUUUUAAGAACAGAUAUAAGAUAAAGAAACAAGUAUAUGUGCACAAUGUGAUACAGUAAUGAGAUCUGAUUAUACCUACAAGCUCAACCCAUUUUAUUAGGUUGUGGCUUCAAAACACAAAAUCAGAGCUUUAAUAUACACAAAUAAGCCUUAAAAAGCAAAUCUCAUAUAUUUUAUACUCUGCAGUUGGUAAAAAAAACAAUUGUAAACACAUUAAGGGGAAAACUAUUUUACAGUAUACUGUCCCUUUAAUGACACAUUAUAUACACAUUUGGGCAUGCACUGGACCCUAAUUCAGAUUCUUGCAGCCAGAUUUACACAAUCAGGCACAUUUGCCAUAUGAUUGAAAAUAAAGACGAGGCACUUGGAAACUUUAUUCUACUGUUAAUUUCAUUAUCUAGAAAACGGAUGACUUUUUUUUAUUUUUUAUAAUGGAAAUAAAUAUAAAACAUUUAAUUUUAAAGGCACAUAAAAGCAUUUUUGUGUAUUAAGUGUGCAAUAUCAAAAUGAGAGAAAUAUUUGUUUAAUCCUUUUGUGUGUUACUGAUUUUUAGUAAUUGUAAUGCAAUAAUGACAUUUUUCAUUAGAAUUUUAAUUGGAAUUGCAUUUUGAUUAAUUUUUAGCAGUUUGCCAGGAGAAAAAUUGCAUCAGUCAGGAUGAAAUAGGCUCCAAGAUUCUCAAAAAUAUUUGAAAACUGAUAAAACUGUAAGCGAGAUGAUUAUUGCUCAUUUCAUGAUUAUAUGGAUAGUUUAAUACAUUUCAGGUUUUCAAACCAAAAAGUAUUUUGAAAUGUUGUUCUUUUUAAGUUAAAAUAAUGAACUCUAUUGUAUUCAAAUUGAAUAAUGCAAAUUGAAAAGGGUAUGCUUAGAAGUCUAGGACAGUAAAAUAAAAAAUUAAACUGCCGUGAUUCAGAUAUUGAAUCCAAUUUAAAAACAAAAAAACCUUACAAUAUUGCUUUGUUUUUCAAAUUUGCUUUGAUCACUUCUACUGUCAAAUUUGUUUCAUUCUCUUGGUAUCCUUUAUUGAAAAGUAAACCUAAGUAAACUCGGGAGCUUGCACAUGUAUGUGUCAAGGCAGCAGUGUUUGCAACAAUAUAUAACAUUGCAACAUAAAAUGCAAACACUGCGGCAAUAAGAUAUGUACAAGCUCUCGAGUUUACCCAGGUUUACUCUUUAACAAAGGACACCAAGAGAAUGAAGCAAAUGUGAUAGAAGUGAACUGGAUUUUUUUUAAAUUGCAUUAUCGGUUUAAACCAUGAAAAAUUAAUUCUAACUUUUUUUGUACUUUUUAACCUUUUGCAUUUAAGAAAAAUUCUACUGCAAGAAUGAAAAUCUCUUAUUUAUUGGGGCAUGAUAUUUUUGCACUGAUGGCCAGUGGGACAGUUAGGGGCAUCAUACACAUGUAGCCACUCAGCAUUGACCCCACUCCAUUUGCAAUGGACAUUAGUGGAAAAACAAACAUGAAUUAUUCUGCAUUAUAAUUUCCCUUUUUAAAUGAGAGAUACAUUAUUUUCUCGUGUGUCAGGAGGUUGCUAUUUGCUCAUUUUUUUUUAAUAAAGUUAAAGUGAACUGCAUUCUACUUUGCAUUGCAUAAUUACAUUCUACAGUUCUGCAGGGUUUUUUGGGGCAGUUACUGUAAAUAAUGCAAGUCUGGUGUUUACUAGAUCAAGCUAUGCAAAUGUAAGUUAAGUCUUUUAUACAUUUUGCUGUCAUUGCACUUAUUUCAAUAUUAAAUACAAAAGCUUUUGGUCA
Molecule: messenger RNA, 4464 nt
Organism: Bombina bombina (fire-bellied toad)
Lineage: Eukaryota; Metazoa; Chordata; Amphibia; Anura; Bombinatoridae
Gene: TES
Product: testin LIM domain protein
Exons: 7
Coding region: 145-1413 (422 amino acids)
Molecular function (GO): zinc ion binding
Source: RefSeq, a predicted model, not a curated record